Messenger RNA from Epithele typhae, 951 nucleotides. RefSeq lists its product as uncharacterized. The transcript has 5 exons. Lineage: Eukaryota; Fungi; Basidiomycota; Agaricomycetes; Polyporales; Epitheliaceae. The record is from RefSeq and is a predicted model, not a curated record. The coding region runs from base 1 to 951 and encodes 316 amino acids.
AUGUCGUUGGUGUCUGUGGGAGGGCUAGGCCGAAACAUCGGGAAUGCUCUCGACACCGGCGACAACGCACGAGUCAAAGUCGCGCCCCAGAGCGUCAUGACCACGUAUGCCUGCCGCCUGUGCUUGAUGCCGGGCUGCGCGGGUGAGAAGGAGCUUGAGGAGGCCUACGCGAGCAUAAAAACGCAAGAAUGGCCUCCGCCGGCUGUGCGAGUCCGAGAAUGGGGAGAGCGCUCCGACGCGCUCCAAACCGUCGUCCGCCUUGUGUUUGAGUUCUGGCGUGCGGUGGGCGAAGCGAUUGCUUUGCGCGAACCCCUGGUGGUCUCUGUGGGCGCGCAGGAGGCAUUCGACUCGGCGAGAAUGAAGGAUGUGUGGGAGGGCCGAAGAAAGGAGUUGUACGCCAUCAUGGUGUACCACUGCCCACGGCUAAGCCCAAAUGUGCUAUCUGCCCUCGAAGUUGAGGAGAUGGAGAAUGGACAGUGGUACGUCGCAGCCGUUGUGACCAGUAUGCGUGGAGCUGAUAAAUUUUAUGUGCGUUGCAAGAUCGUCAAGCUCUUCCUCACCCCGCUUCUCCACCUGGCUCCUCUGGAGCCUCCUCUUUUGAAGCCAAUGAUCAUGGUUGUCCUUGCGCCCCAGUCGGCCUACGUAUUAUAUCGUACACUCGGCCAGGCUCUCCGCGCUCGGCUCCACGCCCCAGUUUUCUGGCAGAACACCGUUCUCCUCUUCGAGCGCGGUGGCAGCAAGGCCUUGCUUGUCGAACCCUACUUCGCCACCCCUAUCGCUGAGCACGCGUCGAGCAUCCCGCACGUAUCUUCGCUCGCGCUCGCGGAGCUCGACACGCUCGCCGCUGCGCGUCCGCUGGAUGAGUGUGUGCUCGGCGCGGUGCACGUACACGACAUCGCCACUCUCGGUUGGUGGACACCUGUAGUGGGUCGACCGAUGCAUGUAUUAUAG